Molecule: messenger RNA, 486 nt
Organism: Xenopus tropicalis (tropical clawed frog)
Lineage: Eukaryota; Metazoa; Chordata; Amphibia; Anura; Pipidae
Product: preprocaerulein type-4-like
Exons: 4
Coding region: 109-405 (98 amino acids)
Biological process (GO): digestion; signal transduction
Cellular component (GO): extracellular region
Molecular function (GO): hormone activity; neuropeptide hormone activity
Source: RefSeq, a predicted model, not a curated record
UAAUUUAAUGUAUAAGUUGCUAUAUUAUGGUUAGUGAAACUAUCAAAGGCAUCACAGCUCUCCUUACUGAGCACCUUGCAAAAUCUCUUGCAAUUAUCUUUGGAAAGCAUGUUCAAAGGGCUAUUUCUUUGUGUAUUGUUUGCUGUGCUCUCAGCACAGUCAAUGGCUCAGCCAACAGCCUCUGCAGAUGAAGAGGCAAAUGCAAAUGAACGAGUAGCUCGAAAAUUGGGAUUUGAAAAUUUUCUGGUAAAGGCUUUAAAGACUGUAAUGCAUGUGCCUACAAGUCCUUUAUUAGGGCGACGGGAAGCCAAUGAUCGCCGCUUUGCUGAUGGACCUAAUGCAGUGAGUCAAACAGAGUACGAGGGUUGGAUGGAUUUUGGCCGCCGCAGUGCCGAAGAAGAGUAAUACUGUUCUGGAGAACAUUAAAUAUAUAAAAAUGCAUCUGUUUCUGUACAAAUGAAAUAAAGCAUUCCCUACCUGAAGGAA